Molecule: messenger RNA, 339 nt
Organism: Triticum turgidum subsp. durum (durum wheat)
Lineage: Eukaryota; Viridiplantae; Streptophyta; Magnoliopsida; Poales; Poaceae
Source: the annotation of a GenBank genome assembly
AUGGCCCUGGCUGGUAGGCUGCUCGUCCUCCUCGCCGUCGCGCUUCUUGCCGUCUCCAUCAUCGCCGAACACAAGGUGUUUGCGUCAGGGACUGAAGAGCAUGAGGAUAAUGUGUACCGAGUGAGCAAGGGAGGACAGGGCACUCUCAAGAUAUACCAGUGCAAGCCGGCGUGCGAGUACCGGUGCAGCGACACCAAGUACAGGAAGCCGUGCCUCUUCUUCUGCAACAAGUGCUGCAACACCUGCCUGUGCGUGCCGUCGGGCUUCUACGGCCACAAGGACGAGUGCGCCUGCUACAACGACUGGAAGACCAAGGAGGGACACCCCAAGUGCCCCUAG